This is a messenger RNA of Cylindrotheca closterium, 1650 nucleotides long. The record is from the annotation of a GenBank genome assembly. NCBI's taxonomy places the organism in Eukaryota, Bacillariophyta, Bacillariophyceae, Bacillariales, Bacillariaceae.
AUGGUCAUGGACCAUCGAGGGCGCCCACUAAGACCAAUUCUGGAGGAAGCAGCUACAGCCCAAGAAAACAAAAAGCUUCAGUUGUUCCAUGAGGACGCGACGAGUCAUGAAGACUACGUGGAGUGCGUGUUCAGAAGCUUUUCAUUGUCAGUUUCAAAAGAAUCUGUUUGUGACCCAGAUGUGCUCGAUUGCAGCAAUAAUUCGAACGACUUUCAAUUCCAAGAGGGGAAACCAGAGCCUCCUAGAAGAUCUUAUGAUGUAUUGCUUUUCUCAUCACAUGAAAAACAGAACUCAGUUGACGACGAGAAGCUCCAGGAGUUUUCGUCAGAUGGACCACAAAACUCGGUAAACGUGAGCAAAUCACCAUCAGCUGAUCAACAGAACUCUGACAACGAGUGUGAGUUCCGUUACAAAUUUUCUCCAACGAUUGAUGGCUUCACUUUCUUCACUGAGCGUGGGGAAAGAAAAAUCGACCUUGAGGAAAACUUAGCGUCUAUUCAUCUGAAAGAGAGCAUUACAGUGGCGGUUGACGAAAGUACUCGACAUUGUCGCGGGGUAUGCAGUGCUUUGUCGGGACACAAUGUGAUCAGUGAAAGCGAUCAAACCAGCAAGAACACGGCUUUUAAGAAUAAGCUCCGAAUUAGUUGCUCAAAGCAAUUGCAGAGUAUUACUAACGUUUCCCGCCGCUUGCUCUCUUGUCCUGCAGCAAAAAGUCAAGCGCGGAGUGAAAGUUUACCAGAUGCCCCACCAUCACAAAAGAUGUGGAAGAUGUGUAGAGAGGGGACCUCUGCAUUGAAACAUCAUUGUAGAGAGUUUGAAAGGGCGCUUAGUAAGACUGCUGAAAAGACGAAGCAAAGGAUUCAAAAGCGGAAGAGGGGGGAGAGAAGCUUGAAUGGGUUCCAAAGCACACCAAGGUCUUUCGAAAGUCGCCAAGCUGCUGCUCAACGUCUAAGGGAGUUAAUCCAGCAAAAACACUCUCUAAAUUUGAGCGACAGAUAUAGCUUCCAUGAUGAAGCACCUAUUGGAACCGGAAAAAUGAAUGAAGAAUCCAUUGUAUUUGAACCUCCAAUGUCUUGGCAAGAGACACUUGAAUUGGAGCAGGCGUUAUAUAGUUUGAGUAUGGCUAAACAGAGGGAUGCAGCCCUGGCUUCGAGAAAUUACGUCUCCGGAGAGGCUACUUCUUCGUCUACGGCUUCGCCAGACCAGUCCACAAGUACCAGCUCAAUUGAGAAGCUUAGCGUGCUUCUUGAUCAAUACUUGGAUCAACAGACAAACAAUUCCGAUCUCCCUUCUCUGCGAGAAAAGAAAACCGAAGGCAGUUCGUCAGAUCUCAGCUCCAUUGAGAAGUUUGGUGCAUUAUUCCGAGAUUACUUCGAUAAGCAGAAAACUAGUACUGUGCCCGGACCACAGAAGAAUGGGUGCAAAAUCAUUGUUGAAGAUUCAUCAUUCCAUACGCAUGUAAAGGAAGCAACGAAAAGCUUGUCCUAUUCUUCUGGAUUGACGGAAUGCAGUUCCGAAGAUAGCUCGAUUGACUGCUCAGCCAUUGUGGAACAUGAAAAUAAUGUCACUGAGCAAUUUGGAGCGUACCAAGCUGACUUUGAUCUCGACAGAAUACUGGAAGUCUCGAUGAUGAAUGGGGGAACCGUGUAA